AUGGAGGAUUGUAACAACAGAGGAGAAGUUCAUGCAAAUUUUACAAGACAGGCUUCAUCAAUGUUAGGUAGUAGCUUGGAGCCUACGUUAUGUGGAAGAUCAACUCCACAACAUUCUCCUUCAUUUCAGGGAUUACAUUCUAGCUUAACACCAAGAAGAGAAAGCAAAGGUAGUGUUGUUAAUGGAGCACAGUGGUUUUGGAGCAACCGGUUACUGUUGUGGCUGUUUCUGAUUACCCUCUGGGCUUAUCUUGGAUUUUUUGUUCAGUCCAGGUGGGUACAUGGUGUUAAGGAGGAUGAAUUUUCAGGCUUUGGAAACAGGCAAAGAGGUACAAACUCAGAUUCUGAACACAGUCAGCAUCAAGAUUUGAUUGCCCAAAAAAAUUCCUUGUCUUUUAAUAAUGAAACAGUUGGAAACAAUGUUGGGAUUGGUAACACAAUGAAUGUGGCUUUGGCCAAGAAAGAAAAUGGUGUUACAAAUCAACGUAAAACGAGUUUAAUGAAGAGGAGGAGAAAACGAUCAAUGCAUGCUUUGAGAGGUAAGGCACGUGGUAAGCAUAAACAAAAGAGGAUAGUUGAGAACAGUGGUAUAGAGGAGCAGGAACAAGAAAUUCCUCAAAGGAAUGCUACCUAUGGGUUCCUUGUUGGUCCAUUUGGUUCAAUAGAGGAUAGAAUUCUGCAAUGGAGUCCUGAGAAGCAUUCUGGAAGGUGUAACAGAAAUGAGGAUUUUGCACACCUUGUUUGGUCCAGGAGGUUUAUGUUGAUAUUUCAUGAGCUUUCAAUGAUGGAGUUGGCAACCGAACUCUUGAGUUGUGGGGCUACUGUUUCAGCUGUUGUGCUUAGCAAGAAGGGUGGUUUGAUGCAAGAGCUUGCAAGGAGACAAAUCAAGGUGCUUGAAGACAAAGCAAAUCUCAGCUUCAAAACUGCAAUGAAGGCAGAUCUUGUCAUUGCUGGAUCAGCUGUCUGUGCAUCAUGGAUUGAGCAAUAUAUUGAACAUUUCCCUACUGGUGCAAGUCAAGUUGCUUGGUGGAUUAUGGAAAACCGAAGAGAGUACUUUGAUCGUUCAAAGGAUGUCUUGCAGAGAGUAAAAAUGUUGGUUUUUCUUUCUGAAUCUCAAUCUAAGCAAUGGCAAAAAUGGUGUAACGAAGAAAGCAUAAGACUGAAAUCCCAGCCUGCAGUUAUUCCAUUGUCUGUUAAUGAUGAACUAGCUUUUGUAGCUGGCAUUCCUUCUACACUUAAUACUCCAUCAUUCAGUGCUGAGAAAAUGGAUGAGAAGAGGAAGUUGUUGCGAGAUUCGGUUCGAAGAGAAAUGGGGUUGACUGAUAAUGAUAUGCUUGUGAUAUCUCUGAGUAGCAUCAACCGUGGAAAGGGUCAGCUAUUGCUUCUUGAAUCAGCAAGCUCAAUAGUAGAAAAUGUACCAUUGCAAAAAAAUAACAAAAUGAAAAAGGCAUCAGAUGUUGGAGAAUCCCUAUCUACACAGGCUAGCAAACAUCAUAUUAGAAAAUUAAGAAGAAGGAAAGUAUUGUCCCACAACAAUGGAACAAUGGAACAAUCUCUCAAAAUUCUCAUUGGUUCUGUGGGAUCUAAGAGUAACAAGGUGGAUUAUUUUAAAGGUCUUCUAAAUUUCUUAGCACAGCAUUCAAACUUGUCAAAGUCAGUUUUGUGGACUCCAGCCACAACACGUGUUGCCUCACUUUACUCUGCUGCAGAUGUUUAUGUCAUAAACUCUCAGGGAUUGGGAGAAACAUUUGGACGGGUGACUAUAGAAGCGAUGGCAUUUGGUCUUCCGGUGCUUGGAACAGAUGCUGGGGGAACACAAGAGAUUGUUGAGCAUAAUGUGACAGGUCUUCUUCAUCCUAUUGGACGUCCAGGGAAUCAUUUUCUUGCACAAAAUCUCAUGUUUUUACUUGAAAACCCAUUGGAAAGAGAGCAAAUGGGAAUGUAUGGAAGAAAGAAAGUGCUGAGGAUGUACUUGAAGCAGCACAUGUAUACGAAUUUUGUACAGGUUCUUGUUAGGUGCAUGAGAAGCAAAUAA
Molecule: messenger RNA, 2034 nt
Organism: Gastrolobium bilobum
Lineage: Eukaryota; Viridiplantae; Streptophyta; Magnoliopsida; Fabales; Fabaceae
Exons: 5
Coding region: 1-2034 (677 amino acids)
Molecular function (GO): glycosyltransferase activity
Source: RefSeq, a predicted model, not a curated record